This is a messenger RNA of Zea mays, 1436 nucleotides long. Its product is annotated as PE-PGRS family protein PE_PGRS16. NCBI's taxonomy places the organism in Eukaryota, Viridiplantae, Streptophyta, Magnoliopsida, Poales, Poaceae. The transcript is spliced from 3 exons. Bases 114 to 1052 code for a protein of 312 amino acids. The record is from RefSeq and is a predicted model, not a curated record.
UCCACCUGACCUGCUUUCGUUUUCGUAUAUGUGCCAGCAGUCCAGCAGCACCAACUUGUCCACACUCGACACUGUGUUGAUUGAGACCUUAGCUCUAGCGGUUUCGUUUCCGGAUGGAGGAUUCGGUGGGCGCGGAUGAGAGGAGGGAGCAGAGCGAGACGAUGCCGCACAAAAAGGCGCGCCAAGAAGUAGCGGAGGCCGGUGGUGUUGGCGGCGGCGGCGGCGGCAAGCCAGCUGAGGAGGGCGGGUUCCUGAGCGCUGUGGCGUCCAAGAUCGGCGCAACGAUGUCCGGGGCCAAUGGCGGGAGCGGCGGCGAGGUCGGUGCGGCCAUGGCGUCCGACGGCGAGGAGGGAAAGAGGGACGGUGACGGCGAGCCAGGUGAGGAGGGCGGGUUCCUGAGCGCCGUGGCGUCCAAGAUCGGCGCGGCGAUGUCCGGCGCUAACGGUGGCAGCGGCGGCGGUGGCAAUGCGGCCGCGGCGUCUGGCGGCGAGGACAAGGAGGCGGACGGUUUUACCGGCGGCGUAAUCUUCCGGAAGCUGCUGCACAGCUCGCCCCCUGCGCCGCCGCAUGUGUCAGGAGCAAUGGAAACAGAGGAGGAGGUGAAAGAUCAGGAUGUGGCAGGUGGCGAGCAAGCCGGGAUUCUGAGCGCCAUGGCCACCAAGAUCGCCAUGGCCAUGCCUGGUGCAAACGGUGACGACAGCCAUGGCGGCAGCGGGGACGACGCUAAGUCGAGCAAUGGCGAAGCGGCCCGUGGCGGCAGUAACGGUGGAGAGAAGCAGGGGAGUGAAUCCAACGGUGGCGGGAUACUUAGCGCUGUGGCUUCCAGGAUCGGCGUGGCCGUGUCCGGCGCCAACGGGGACCGCAGCGGCAGCGCUGAGGAUGGUGCCAAGACGAGCGCUGGCGACGCUGGUCACGGUAGCAAGGGCGAGGAGAAGGGGCGUGGUGUGAACGGUGGUAGAUUAGUCGAGCAGAUCAUUUCCAAUCUGCCCUCAGAUGAUCAGGCGCCUGAUGCCGAUGAAGCUUCCUUGCUCAUCGCCAUUAUCGAAGAUUAGCUCCAUGUUCCGAAGGCUCUCUAGGUCGUCCUCAGCGCCAUGAUCAAAUCAUCAGCUGAGCCGGAGACUGAAAACAAUAAAGAAAAGCAAGCAGCUGGUCAUAGUAAACAUCAUGUAGCGAGGCUUAGCAGAUUGGGUUUUUUUUUCCGUUAGAAUCAGUCCACAUGUCCUUGACACGGGCUAGAUUUGUUCUAGGAUUAUUUUUCCAGUAGUAAGCCAUGUGUCCAUGGACAGUCCACUGCGCGACGUCUAAUGUAACAACAUCAUCAAGGUUCUUUUGACUAUCCCAUAAGAAACCAUUCCUUGAGACAACCGAUAUUGUGAGUUGAUAACCAUGUAUCACUUCCUUUUCUCUUUUAUACUAUGAAAAGAUCUUACAUGGUA